Molecule: messenger RNA, 1101 nt
Organism: Chrysoperla carnea
Lineage: Eukaryota; Metazoa; Arthropoda; Insecta; Neuroptera; Chrysopidae
Product: SIN3-HDAC complex-associated factor
Exons: 4
Coding region: 137-1072 (311 amino acids)
Biological process (GO): negative regulation of cell migration
Source: RefSeq, a predicted model, not a curated record
GUUGAAGCCGCCAAGCGUGCGCGACAGAUUGCGCACGAUAUUAUUGUCUGUUUGGAAGUCCUUAGUACUCACGUCAGUGAUUGACAAUUAUUGUUUUAAAUACUAUUCAUUUCAUCCCAUAAUCAUUUAACAUACCAUGUUCUCUUUUCACAAACCCAAAGUCUACCGCUCGUCUACUGGUUGCUGUAUUUGUAAAGCUAAAUCAAGCAGCUCCCGUUUUACGGACAGUAGAAAGUAUGAACAAGAUUUUCUACAAUGCUUCCAAUUGGCUACACCACGUCAAGGUGAAAUAUGUAAUGCUUGCGUGUUACUCGUUAAACGAUGGAAAAAAUUACCAGCAGGUUCAUCGAGAAAUUGGCGACAUGUUGUCGAUGCACGUGCGGGGCCUGGAAUGAAAUCAAUGGUGAAGUUUAAAUCGAAAAAUAAACUAAACGAUGCAGCAUCAGAACGAUUAUCUGAAAUGAAAAUUCGAAGGAAGAAAAAGGAUGUAAGCCAUUCUAAACGUGAAAUAAGUCCAUUUCUAUCUGACGAUAAUACUACUAUUGAUGAAAUUAGUGGUGUUUCAAAUCGAGCGGAUAGUCCAAUAAAUGCUGCAUUAAAUAGUGAUCCUGAAGAGGUAAUGGAUCACAAUUCGAGAGAGAAAACUGUGCAAUCGACUGGCAGUCGAUGUCGAUUGAAAGGUUUUAAGAGUCGCCAUAGGUCACCGUCAUUACCAGUUAGCAGUUUUUUGGACAUGUCAUUUUGGAAAAGAGAGUAUGUUUGCUGUGGUACAGUAUUUAUCGGACCUACUGGUGAAUUGCUAGUGGAUCCUCGUUUUUUGAAGCCAUGUUCCUCACAUCGGAAAGGUGAACAAGUUAAUAAUGAAACAAACGAGACGAAUUCAACAUCAUCAGCGGUACGAUCCCCUGAAUCAGCAUUGAGUAAAUCAACACUAACACUGAAAUCAUUCAGUGACAGUAGUUCAGAUUCCGGAUAUGAUGAAUCAUCAAAUCCAGGUAAUGAAAAUCAUCGGCCUGAAAUAACUGAAUCCGUCGAAGUCGUUAUAGAUUCACCCUUAACCACGAUUCAUUAAUGACAAAUAUUUAUAUAGACUUAUUUAAU